Pygocentrus nattereri (red-bellied piranha) is the source of this 1066-nucleotide messenger RNA. Its product is annotated as C-C motif chemokine 4 homolog. Gene Ontology annotation, cellular component: extracellular region. Gene Ontology annotation, biological process: positive regulation of GTPase activity; chemokine-mediated signaling pathway; monocyte chemotaxis. The coding region runs from base 40 to 333 and encodes 97 amino acids. Gene Ontology annotation, molecular function: CCR chemokine receptor binding; chemokine activity. The record is from RefSeq and is a predicted model, not a curated record. NCBI's taxonomy places the organism in Eukaryota, Metazoa, Chordata, Actinopteri, Characiformes, Serrasalmidae. The transcript is spliced from 3 exons.
UCAGACUGAUCAUCAUCUCCUGGAGCUGAAGCUGCAGCCAUGAUCGUCCGUCCUCGUUCUCUCCUCCUGGGUCUGCUGGUCAUCCUCUACCUUCAGUCCGGUGCAGUGGGACAGAAUGAUAAUGCACCAAAGGAAUGCUGUUUCAGUUUCUAUACCAGACCAAUCCCUGUAGCUGACAUUACUCAGUAUGAAGAAACUAGACGUGACUGUCCAAGAGCUGGAGUGAUUUUAACCAACAAGAGGGGUGUUCGUGUGUGUGCGGACCCCGGUAUUGGGUGGGUGAAGCGAGCCAAGGACAUAAUCAAUCGUCGAUUUUUGGAAGGUUCAUCCUGAACUCAGUCGAUUGAUUAAAUCUUCUCUCUAUUAAUGGGAAACUAACUCCUUUUAAUAUUCCAGCUCUUUAUUACUACAGCAGUGUACUCGUCUCUGAUUGGGUGAAGGAAUAAAGCUUUUCUGUUUUUUAUUAAGUUAUCUUUGAACAUUAAGUACAGACUGGAGGAAUGUGGUGUAGAUCAGAAUAUAAUACAUGAAUCAAAUGUAUUCAGUGUUUUACAUCAGCACGAUUUCCUUUCACACUUUAAAUGCACAGAAAACAUUUACAGAUAUUUGUAUUGGAGUCUGUAAUCUGUGGCUGCACAAAUGUAAUAAUGUUUAUAUAAUGAUUCAAAUAUUAUAAACUCUACACCAACUUUUAACUUUAGAUAUUUUGGGAUUGAGGGUUUAUUAAUGAAGUCAUAUACUGUAAUUCUCUAUUUAGACUAAUAUAAUCAAGUUAUUUACCUUCAGAUCUGAAUAUCAUUUUUAAAGAUGCAGCAUUUCUGAUGUUCAUUUUAUCAGAAUUUCAUUCUUGAUGUUCUACAGACUUUCAGUUACUUUAGGAUCUGCAUUCAUCACGUUCAUCAAUGUUCAUCAUUCUGGACGCGUCUAACUUUUCACCAUUUUUAUUUGCAGCUUCUGUUUGAUGAUUUGGAGUCUAAAAUCGUGAAAUCAAUCAAUUUUCUUAAUGAUUAUGUGAAAGUUUCUGUUUUGUCACUUUUUUCUGUAAUAAACUAGUAAAUAUGUUAAA